Messenger RNA from Cyprinodon variegatus (sheepshead minnow), 2616 nucleotides. RefSeq names its product gastrula zinc finger protein XlCGF57.1-like. Lineage: Eukaryota; Metazoa; Chordata; Actinopteri; Cyprinodontiformes; Cyprinodontidae. The transcript has 2 exons. Gene Ontology annotation, biological process: regulation of transcription by RNA polymerase II. Gene Ontology annotation, cellular component: nucleus. The record is from RefSeq and is a predicted model, not a curated record. Gene Ontology annotation, molecular function: RNA polymerase II cis-regulatory region sequence-specific DNA binding; DNA-binding transcription activator activity, RNA polymerase II-specific. Bases 371 to 2158 code for a protein of 595 amino acids.
UUCCUGUGCUGCAGCUGUAUUUUUCUGCUUACUCGGACACUAAUGUAACUUGUAGCAGGCUAGCUCGUCUAGCCUUACUAAAUGACUCGCCUUAAUCUUUGUAUUUCUUCAUUGUGACUGUCGCCUUUAGGUCUGGGAAAAUAGAAAACUCUGAUUUAGCCUCACCAAAGCUGUGUCCCUGCGGUCAAUUCAUUGCUCUGAUUGUGUAGCAUAGCCCCCCGAUGCUAACGGUGGCUAACAAAUAAGAGUAGCAUAUCACUGCGCUCAUUUACCGGUUCAUUUAAGCUUAUUUUUCUACAAUUAACUGCCUUUAUUAUCGAGGAUAGUCACUACUAAGAUAAAAUGAGGUGCUGAAGGCGCUUAUGUGAAGAUGAAGUCUGCUAUGACGAAAGAAAAGGAAUUAGAAGAAGAAUACAAUGCGAUCACAGUGAAAACAGAAUGGGACUCAGAGCAGCAGAGCUCCUCCACUGAGGAGGAUGAAGACUCUAAUGAAGAACAGGCUGCCGAUGGGUUUGAUCUGAACGUUUUAAUAAAGGAGGAGCCUCAUCUGCUGGAGAUCAGUGAGGAUUACUGUGAGGACACAUCGAGCUGUUUGGACACCGAUGGCUUCCAUCCAGAGGGAGACGUUAAAGUAGAGUCUGACUCCGAUGGAGCUGUUGUGAAGGAGGAGGCAGAGUCCUGGUUUAAGGAGGAGAGAGGGAGUGAAGAUGGGGAGGAAGAGGAGGAUCUGAGGAGCAUCCAGGAGGAGUUUGAGGAAGGAGAGGGGGUCUGCACAGAGCUGUCGUCUGAGUUUUUUCCUUGCCCACACUGCACUAUCUCGUUCACUGAUUUGGAUUUUUUGGAGAAACAUGUCAAGUGGGUUCAUCAGAAAGAGUAUCUCGCUAACCUCAAAAAGAGUCUGCCAAACCAUACUCUGACCUUCAACCCCAAACACGCCUGCUCUGUCUGCGGCUGCAACCUAAAAUCCAAAGUCCACCUCAGCAUCCACAUGCGUGAGGCGCAUCCCUCUGCUCCCCCCCGCCGACUUCAUCCAUGCCCGACCUGCGCUCGUAGCUUUCAGUACCUGAAGAAUCUGAAGAACCACUGCACCCGCUGGCACAACAUGUCCGUAGUUAUCCGCGCGGGGCACCUCAGUUGUGCCGACUGCGGGAAGAGCUUCAAGGCCACCUGGGGUCAAGGUCGUCAUAUGUGUCACGAACCAAAUGUUGAAUCUGAGGAUAAGCCGAUCUGUCUAGAUACUGGGUUGCCUUGUCCAGAGUGUGGCAAGAAGCUGCGUACACCUCAGAGUCUGGGGGACCACAUGCGGACCCACACUGGGGAUCGACCUUUUGUCUGCAAGGACUGUGGGAGGAGGUUUGGAGAGCGCAGCAGCUGGCGUCAACACAUGAAAAUACACACUGGGGACAGGCCGUUCAAAUGUGAUGUCUGUGGCAAGGCCUUCAUAAGGUCUCACCACCUUAAGUCCCACUUAACCACACACUCAGGAAAGAAGGAAUACUCUUGCCCUGAAUGUGGAAAGGAGUUUGGAUUCAAGUCAAGCCUAGAUCUUCAUGUAAGGACCCAUUCGAGCGAGAGGCCUUUCCACUGCAACGUCUGUGGAAAGAGCUUCAACACACGGAGAAACCUGAGGGUUCACUCCAAACUUCACAACAACGAGAAAGCUCACCAGUGUGGGGAGUGUGGGCUGGAGAUCAGAGAUCUUGGGGCUUUAAAAGUACACUUACGAACGCACACCGGGGAGAGGCCCUACCACUGCACGGUGUGCGGCAACAGGUUCAUUCGCCUCUCGCAUCUGAGAAACCACCAACGCACCCACACUGGUGAGAGACCCUACAAAUGUACUGAAUGCGACAAGAGUUUCAUUCAGUCUGGUGAUUUGGUGAAGCACAAGAGGAUCCACUCUGGGGAAAAACCCUUUGAAUGUCCCGAGUGCCACCGCUGCUAUACUUCCUCUGGUGACCUGGGCAAACACAGGAGGAGUCACACUAACCUGCGCCCGUACACCUGCAAAGACUGCGGCAAAAGCUUUCGCCUGUCGGGUCACUUAAAAACGCACAUGUUAACCCAUACGGGGGAAAAGCCCUACGCCUGCCCCAACUGCCUCCGUAGGUUUGCACGCUCUCACCAUUUAUCUGGACAUGUUGCUAAAUGUCGCUAAGCUUUUCUGAGAAGAAUAAAAACGUUGAUUAAUUGAAGUAGAAAUGUGAGCUGCAUUCAAACUAACACUACAAUUUGAUAAAUGUGAUAAAGCUUUAACUUGUUAUUAAUUAUUUAUAAAAACACAGUAGAACUAUGAAAACUCUAGAAACAAUUGAACUGACUGACUAACCCCACUGCAUGACACUUUUUGCAGAACUGCUGCAAGCCUUGUUUGUUCUUUAUCCCAAAUAGGUUGGAAGAUGUUUUAUAAAACACUAUUUCAAAAAGGCUUGUAGAUCCAGGGCUGCCAACUUUUCCCCAAAUCUGGGAGUGAGAUUUUCAGAGAGUCUGGACAGCUAACCCUUGUCACGGUUUGAUCAAAAGGCUAUGAGGAUAGGUGAAGCUACAGGUUGUAGGCUUUCUGGGGUUUUAACUAAAACAAAGUGGGAAAAUGUGGAUUUUUUUUUUAUAGCACAG